UUUCCCACCUUCGGUCGCUCCAAACCCGAAACGAGAGAGAGAGAGAGAGAGAGAGAGAAGGGCGACACGAUCAUGGCGAGCCUCGGCUCUCCUUCCCUACCCGUCUCCAAUUCCCGUCCUCGUCCUCGUCGCAACCGCGGAGCUAGCCUCGACUCCGGCCGCAUGAAAGCCAUCUCGAUGCCGAAACGUCUCGCCUCCCCUCGGUUCGGUCCAAUUGGGUACCGCCACAUUCGCUGCUUAACGGAUUCGCCGAAAGAGAUCGGCUCAGCGAAGCGACCGUCUGAUCUCGUGGUUGCCGCUGCCACCGCCCAAGAACCCGAAGUUCGCACCGGAAUGUGGAAUUGGCGAGGUUAUCGUGUUCGUUAUCAGUCUGCUGGAGAUACAGGCCCAUCAUUAGUUCUAAUUCAUGGUUUUGGGGCAAACAGUGACCACUGGAGAAAAAAUAUUUCUGUCCUUGCAAAAUCAAAUAGAGUUUAUUCAAUUGAUCUAAUUGGUUAUGGUUAUUCUGAUAAGCCAAAUCCACGUGAGAUUGGUGUGAAUUCGUUCUAUACAUUUGAGACAUGGGCAGAUCAGCUGAAUGAUUUUUGUGCUGAUGUGGUCAAAGAUCAAGCAUUCUUUAUAUGUAACUCCAUUGGGGGAGUUGUUGGCCUUCAGGCAGCAGUUAUGCAGCCUCAGAUCUGCAAGGGUAUCAUUCUACUGAAUAUUUCCUUAAGAUUGCUCCAUAUAACGAAGCAGCCUUGGUAUGGAAGACCUUUUAUAAGGUCAUUUCAGAGCCUUUUGAGGAAUACAGCUGUUGGAAAGCUUUUCUUCAAGGCAGUUGCCACGCCAGACUCUGUUAGAAGCAUUCUUUGCCAGUGUUAUCAUGACACAUCGAUGGUGACAGAUGAACUAGUUCAGAUUAUCCUGCAGCCAGGACUUGAACCUGGUGCAGCUGAUGUAUUCCUCGAGUUCAUCUGCUAUUCAGGUGGUCCUCUGCCUGAAGAAUUGCUUCCAAAAGUGAAGUGUCCGGUUUUGGUUGCGUGGGGUGACAAGGACCCAUGGGAGCCUGUUGAACUUGGAAAACUGUAUGCGGAGUUUGGUGUAGUAGAGGAUUUUGUCAUCCUCCCCGAUGUCGGCCACUGCCCACAGGAUGAAGCUCCAGAUCUCGUGAAUCCCUUGAUUCAAUCAUUUGUCGAGCGGCAUACGCCAUGAAACGUAUGUGCUCGCUUCUGAUUUCUGAUAUAUAUUUUUUUCUCUCCCACCAUAAGCAAUAUUCCUAAAUGUUCAUAGCACAAUUUUUCACUAGACCACCAGAAGUUGAGAGAGAACUUUCCUGAGACUGAUACCUCAGUUACGUGAACUUGAGUUUAAUAGAUUUUGAAUUCUUUCGUUGUUC
Musa acuminata AAA Group (dessert banana) is the source of this 1375-nucleotide messenger RNA. Its product is annotated as pheophytinase, chloroplastic-like. Bases 73 to 1191 code for a protein of 372 amino acids. The transcript has 8 exons. The record is from RefSeq and is a predicted model, not a curated record. Lineage: Eukaryota; Viridiplantae; Streptophyta; Magnoliopsida; Zingiberales; Musaceae.